Meloidogyne enterolobii is the source of this 517-nucleotide messenger RNA. NCBI's taxonomy places the organism in Eukaryota, Metazoa, Nematoda, Chromadorea, Rhabditida, Meloidogynidae. The record is from the annotation of a GenBank genome assembly.
UGGAAGAGAGAAAAAGUUUGAAAGGGAUGAUGCCCUCCGGAAAAGUUUGAGGUGCGCUGACAGGAUUAAAGGUAAAACUUCCGCUGUCUGUGGAAAAGUGGCUCGAAAAGUUUGAAGAAAUUCUGUAUAAUCUAAAGAUUAUCUUAGAAAAAACUUUUUGUUUUAUUUUUAUUUUGGGCAAAAAAAAGUAAAAAUAACAAAAAUAAAAGGUGUGCGCAGAGUGGAAGGAAUAAAAAGGGAUAGAGGAAUUAAGAAGGGGGUUUUAUGGCAAAAGGCAUUUUUUUUUCAGUUUUUUUCUACUUUCACUCUAUGAAAGAAUAUCCUUUUACCUACCAUAAAAAGCGACGCUUUCCUUUCCCUCCCCCUUAUUUUUGGUCAAUAUUCCCCCCCCCCCCCCCCCCAUUUUUUAUAUCCUUUUGUAUUUGUCUAUUUUUUGAGUCUGUUCUUUUUUUCCCAUCAUUUUUCUUUUGUGGAAAUACCGCUGGUAACUCAUCUUUAUUUUUUUAAAUGGCAGGAA